AUCUUCUAUUAAUACAGUCUACAGAAUACAGAUACCAUAACAGCAAGUUCUUGGUAGAAUCAUUUAUUAACAAACCUUAAUUUUCUUAUUUGGAAAUUAAAAAAUAAAAGUUAAAAUGUUCGGAAAUAGCGCAGCACGCUUAUUAAUGCCAGCAGUUCGUAAUGCUGUUCAAAACCGUAUGCAAUCUGUUGUAAGUGGACCACCAACCCAACAUAUCAGUUUUGCUGAAAAAGUCGUAUUAGGUGGAGGAGCAGUUGCUUCUUUACUUGUUGUACCAGCUUGGGUUGUAUAUCACAUUCGUGAAUAUAGAGGAAAUGAAUAAUUUCGUGAUGAAUAUUAGUAAAUCAAUUAAAAAUGAAUUUCAGAAAUUAAUGUUAAUAAAUACUUGUAUUAAAUAAAAUCCCAAAGUAUUUAUUUGUUACA
Molecule: messenger RNA, 423 nt
Organism: Condylostylus longicornis
Lineage: Eukaryota; Metazoa; Arthropoda; Insecta; Diptera; Dolichopodidae
Gene: COX8
Exons: 2
Coding region: 116-322 (68 amino acids)
Biological process (GO): mitochondrial electron transport, cytochrome c to oxygen
Cellular component (GO): mitochondrion
Source: RefSeq, a predicted model, not a curated record